This is a messenger RNA of Capronia coronata CBS 617.96, 2016 nucleotides long. RefSeq lists its product as uncharacterized. The transcript has 3 exons. Lineage: Eukaryota; Fungi; Ascomycota; Eurotiomycetes; Chaetothyriales; Herpotrichiellaceae. The record is from RefSeq and is a predicted model, not a curated record. Bases 1 to 2016 code for a protein of 671 amino acids. Gene Ontology annotation, molecular function: protein binding.
AUGUCUGGAAUCGGUGGUACUUAUCGAGGCACCCCCAAUAGGCGCGGCCAAAUCCCUUUCACAGAUAGCCCAUCGAGCAUCCCUCGACCGAAGUUGGAGUCUACCACAAGUGCUGCACCGAGCGAGAUGUCUGGCACCUCGACCAUGUCUGCCAGCAGGCAGAAGCAGAGCAAAAGAGACGAGGCUAUCCGCCGCAAAAUGGAAGCCGACCUCAGCAAGAAGAAGCAUGCCCCUUCUCGUGCUCGACAUACUCGCAAAGCACCCCCUGGCACCGUCCUCGCCCUCAAACCCAGCCAGGCUUUACAGAUCAAGCCAAGCACUACUGUUGCGGAGGCCGCGCAGUUGAUGGCUGCAAAAAGAGAGGAUUGCGUUCUGGUCACUGAUGACGACGAUAGAAUUGCAGGCAUCUUCACAGCGAAGGAUUUGGCUUUCCGUGUCGUCGGAGCAGGUGUCAAAGCAAGUCAAGUCACCAUCGAACAAAUCAUGACAAAGAACCCUCUCUGUGCCAGGACCGACACAAGCGCAACUGAUGCGCUGGAUUUGAUGGUGAGGAAGGGCUUCCGACAUCUUCCCGUCAUGGAUGAGAAUCAGGACAUCUCUGGCAUCCUGGAUAUCACGAAAUGCUUCUACGAAGCCAUGGAGAAGUUGGAGCGCGCCUACAGUUCUUCACGCAAGCUGUACGAUGCGCUCGAGGGCGUUCAGUCCGAAUUCGGGUCAAGCCAGCCACAACAGAUCAUCCAAUAUGUGGAGGCUCUGAGGCAGAAGAUGUCUGGUCCUACUUUGGAGUCCGUUCUCAACGGACUUCCUCCGACGACUGUCUCCGUCAGAACGUCAGUCAAGGAGGCAGCUCAACUCAUGAAAGAGAAUCACACCACAGCAGUCCUGGUACAAGAUCAGGGCUCGAUUACCGGCAUUUUCACCAGCAAGGAUGUGGUAUUGCGUGUCAUCGCACCAGGCCUUGAUCCUUCCAACUGCAGUGUGGUCAGGGUGAUGACACCGCACCCUGACUUUGCUCCGUCGGAUAUGAGCAUUCAAGCCGCAUUGCGCAAGAUGCAUGAUGGACAUUACCUGAAUCUUCCCGUUAUGAACGAGACCGGCGAAAUUGUCGGCAUGGUUGACGUUUUGAAAUUGACCUAUGCUACCCUUGAGCAAAUCAACACCAUGAACACCGGGGAGUCCGAAGGUCCGGCUUGGAACAGGUUCUGGCUGUCUAUGGACAACGACACCGAGUCCGUGAUGUCGGCAGAAGGGAGUCAUCGUCCAACAACAACGGGCCAUCGUUCCUUGGUGGAGUCUGAGCUGACUCGUCCUGGAAUGGAGAGGGGCGAUAGUGUCCUGCCUCAGGAUUCAGCUUCACAUCGUGGGGAUGAUGCUCACUCUGAAGUUUUGCCUUCGAUUGAAGCUCCAGAAGAGACGCCUUUCCCCUUCAAGUUCAAAGCACCAAGUGGCCGCGUCCAUCGGAUACAAGUGGUGCCGCGAAAUGGUAUUGCGGAACUUGUGAGCCUUGUCACCUCCAAACUGGGCUCUGAAAUCGAUGCCGUUGGAGGUGAAGCCAUGGUGGAAGAAGGAAAGCUGGGCAAGACUGGCUAUGCAUUGAGUUAUAUGGAUGAUGAGGGUGACACCGUUUCCAUCACGACUGAUCUGGAUCUUCUCGAUGCAAUCCUCCUUGCACGACAGGGCAAGCGAGACAAGGUCGACCUAUUCGUGCAUGACCCGGCACAGCCACCAAUCGUCGCGACCAUUGACCCCAGACCGCAGCUUUCAAAACCUCCCACGCCCCCUGAGUCGGUCCUCAAAGAGGUGCCGGCCUUGGAUGAUGCGGAUAGUGAGGAGGAAGAGUACUCAAGGGUCAAAACGGUACGAAUGAAACGAUCGCCGGUAGCCGCAGCACAGCCAAAAGAGGAACAGCAGAUCAUCCAGGGCGUUCCCAACGACCUCCUUCUUCCGGGGGCUAUUGUCACUCUUGCUGUUGUGAUUGUUGGUGUCUUUGCGAUUGGGCGUGCCACAUCCAAGUGA